Bubalus bubalis (water buffalo) is the source of this 2158-nucleotide messenger RNA. RefSeq names its product TUB like protein 2 (gene TULP2). Lineage: Eukaryota; Metazoa; Chordata; Mammalia; Artiodactyla; Bovidae. The record is from RefSeq and is a predicted model, not a curated record. The transcript has 13 exons. Gene Ontology annotation, biological process: protein localization to cilium. Bases 606 to 2135 code for a protein of 509 amino acids. Gene Ontology annotation, cellular component: cilium.
CCUUUUGACGCCACAUAUCCUGCUUUUUAGGAGAAAGAACGGAGACUUUCAAAGAGAACUACAACUCCCUCUCGACCGGGGCAAAAUAAGUCUACUUCCGCGGGCAUCUUGGCCUCUUUGGCUCAUGGGAGUUGUAGUUUUCUCAUUUAUUUUCUCGCCUGGACGUGGCUGUAAAUUACAGAUCGAUAGUAGUUGGCACCGGUCACAUUAUAACUUUCUUAUGUAAGAGAGAAAAGAGCUUGCGACGAGGCCCCUCGAAGGUCCCUUUAAGGAACACUUGCACGUUCUUCCAAUUUAGAACCCCUGGAGCAGGGUUGCCUGGCUGCAGCAGAGGCCAAAGGUCAUUGCUUUGUUGGAAGCAGAGCACAGGGUGGGGUCAGAAGGGAGGGGGAUUAGGGGAGGUUCCAAGGGAAUCCCCCGUCCUCCCUCUAAGCCCUCUUCUCUCCCCUGCUUACUUCCCAGAGACCCAGAGAUUAUGUCCCUGGUUUCCAAAGAGAGGGUCAGUUAUGUUUAGAAAUUGGCCAGACAGGCAAGGAAUUGAGGUGUGAAUGUGAAAAGCUUCUCCAGGUAGGAGAAGAGGAGAGGUCUCCAGGAUCCCAGGCAGAAUGUCUCGGGAAAGUGAUACAUGGAAGAAAGAGGCCCUGGGAGAUGAGCUAGCCGCUAUGAGACUGCAGAAGCUGGAAGAGCAGUGGCGUCUGUUUGAGAAGAAGCAGCGACGGAAGCGCCAAGAGCCCCUCAUGGUUCAGGCCAAUCCUGACGCUUCAGUGCGGCCACGGAGACCGAGGCGGCGGGAGGAACGCUUCUCGGCUGACAGCGGCCCCAGGAACCCUUUCCUUCAGGAGAAUGUGCCAGAAGCGCAUUUGUGCCCUGGAUCCCACGGUAUCCUGGGCACCGUGAGCUGCGGUGGAGAUGGCAGUGGCGAGCGUGACCCUCUGUUACCGCCGACAGAAGCAGGCAGUUCUGAUCUGGAGUUGGAGGAAGUCUCCGUGGAGGAUGUUCCUGCCUCGCCACCUCCUUGUGAAGAGCCUCCGGGGACUCUUUUGCAGCGCAAAGGCUGGCCAGCCUGCCAACGAUCUGGCGCUAGUGCUGAGGACAAGAGCGAAUUACAGGAUGUUGGAAUUGAAUACGAAGUGCCCAGUGCCAGAUCAAGCCCUGGAAUGGAUGGUGACGGUGGCCUUGGAGACUUGGCCUCCAACAAGGGCGAAGACCUGGAAGAGAAGAAAGAGGAGCCGGAGUUUACCAUGAGGAAAUCCCCAGGGACGGCCGACGAAGUGGUGUCCGAGGGCGCGCGCGGCGCGGGCAGCGGCGAUGUGGGGAACUCGCCCCGCACGCCUCCCUGCGCCCCAGGCCCUCGGCUGGGCGAGGACAUGAGAGCAUAUGUGCUGCGGCCAGCGAUGCGCGGUCGCACGGUGCAGUGUCGCAUCAGCCGCGACAAGCGCGGGGUAGACAAGGGCAUGUUCCCGUUCUACUAUCUCUACCUGGAGGCGGCCGACGGCCGAAAGCACUUCCUUCUGGCGGGGCGCAAGAGAAAAAGGAGCAAAACCUCUAAUUACCUCAUCUCCUUGGACCCUACAGACCUGUCUCGGGAUGGGGACAAUUUUGUGGGCAAAGUCAGAUCUAAUGUCUUGGGCACCAAGUUCAGCAUCUUCGACAAUGGGGUGAAUCCGGAAAGGAAACAUUUUUUUCCGGAGACAGCUCGGAUCAGGGAGGAGCUGGGGGCUGUAUGUUAUGAGACCAACGUCUUGGGAUUCCGAGGGCCCCGGAAAAUGAAUGUUAUUAUUCCGGAAAUCAACGCCCAGAACCAGAGAAUCUGUGUCCAGCCACAAAAUGAACAAGAAUCGCUACUGAGUCGCCUCCAACGGGGGGCCAGCCAGGGCCUGGUCCUGCUGCAAAAUAAAGCCCCAUCGUGGAACGAUGAGAGCGGUGCCUACGUGCUCAAUUUUCAUGGUCGGGUCACACGGGCCUCGGUCAAGAACUUCCAGAUCGUUCAUCCGGAUGACACGGACUACCUCGUGCUCCAGUUUGGUCGUAUAGCCCCAGACACGUUCACCAUGGACUUCCGCUUCCCACUUUGCCCGCUCCAAGCCUUUGCCAUCUGCUUGUCCAGUUUCGAUGGGAAGCUGGCAUGUGAGUAAAUUCAAUAAAUAACUCAUCAGCU